Phytophthora nicotianae INRA-310 is the source of this 5291-nucleotide messenger RNA. RefSeq lists its product as hypothetical. The transcript has a single exon. Gene Ontology annotation, biological process: regulation of ARF protein signal transduction. NCBI's taxonomy places the organism in Eukaryota, Oomycota, Peronosporomycetes, Peronosporales, Peronosporaceae. Bases 143 to 5209 code for a protein of 1688 amino acids. The record is from RefSeq and is a predicted model, not a curated record. Gene Ontology annotation, molecular function: guanyl-nucleotide exchange factor activity.
AUACACGUCACUCUCACUCGGAAUCUCAAGGCGACACCUGGCUCCGUCCUUAGUGUCUACCACCUCCCCGCGCGUCCUACACAUAUCCACCUUAGCCUUCUCUAUACAUCCAGUCUCCCCCACUACCUCCGGCAUCGCCGCUAUGAAUUGCGUCAAGGGCGAGAUCCACAAUGUGCUGUCCAUGAUGCGUGUGAACGCUCGCUGGGCCUCCGUGGAUCGCUUCACGCAGGAGAUCCCGGCGUCCACGCAGUCGCCCAUGAUGCGCGCCUUCAAGCAGCUUCACUACGAGCUGCAGUCAGUGACCGAUCUAUCCGAUGUGGACACAGUCACGUAUCUUUUGCCCUUCGUGAUGGUCAUCGAGUCGGAGCGCACAAGCGGCUUCAUCACGGGCGCCGCCAUCUCUGCCAUCAACAAGUUUCUACUGUACGGACUCAUAACCUCCGAGUCUUUACGAGCAGAUGUAGCCAUCAACCGCAUCGCAGUGUGUGUCUCCCGCUGCAGAUUCGAGGAGACCCACCGAGCGGACGAUGAGGCUGUGCUGAUGAAGCUGCUGGAGCUGGUGGAGUACUGUGUUCGCUGUGAUGCUGGACAUUUGAUCUCAGGGGAUAAUCUAUGGAAGAUGCUGCAGUUAUGCUACAGUAUCCGCUGCCAGCCCAGAUCUUCCAUGCAUUUAUGCAGGUCAGCAGACAAUACGUUGUCACAUUUGGUGCUUACGGUGUUUGAUCGGAUCGAUGAGUUGGAGCCGCAACGAAGACCGAGUCAACCAACGCCCAUGUCACCACAGAUGCUGAAUGGAGCGAAGGAGGAAGAGAAGGAGCAGCCAAUACCCGAGUACGACGAGAGUUUGGAUAUUGGAGAACAGACUGCACCACAGAUGGAGCCAACGUCCGACGCCAAAGCAGUGGAUAAACCGUACGGGAUUCCGUUGUUAGAGCGGAUCUUGCACUUUAUUUCAGGGCUGAUCUCACCGACAGAGAACGAAGAGAUGACGUGCGUCUUGGGACUGAGGUUGAUAAACGUUGUACUGGAGACAGCAGGGACUGGACUGGGGAAUCAUCCGUGCUUGGUGUCGGUGUUACAAGGCGAUUUAUCCAAGUUCUUGCUGCAAAACUCAGAGACGGAAGAGCUGGGGAUCUUGUCGCUUACACUUCGUGUUGUGUUCAACCUGUUCAACUCGAUUAAGGACCAUCUGAAGGUGCAGCUGGAAGUGUUUUUCACCAGUGUUCACAUGCGUAUCAUCGACUCUCCGUCUUGUUCUAAUGAGCAGAAGGAACUGGCAUUGGAGUCGUUGCUGGAGUUCUGUCGAGAGCCUGCGCUUAUGCUGGAUCUAUACAUUAACUACGACUGCGACGUACACUGCACGAACUUGUUCGAAGUAUUGUGCAAGUCUCUGGCGAAAAACUGUCAGUCAAUGUCCGGCCCAGACGGUAACCUGAACGCUCUGACUCUACUGUGUCUCGAGGGACUACUGGCAGUGAUUGAAUCGAUUGCGCGUCGCUGUCCUCUGAACACUCCAGCGAAGACUUCAGGCUCCAGGACGUUUGGAAGCAACGCUGGUGUAUUAAGUUUGAAAGGAUCUGAUCUCGCACGGUUCACAGCUGGAGCUUCCCCUCGUACGGACAGUUCGUCAGACGCCUUCCCCAUGGAGGAUAUCUCGCCCAUGUCUUCGGUUCGAGAUCUCAUGCAGCUCGUCAUGUCGGGAAGUGAAAGCGACUCAGACUCGGAGCAGAGUGAAGCUGACAACCCGGCAGAUCAAUUGGCGUGGCUACACACCGCACGCGAACGCACAGCUGAAGUGUUGCAGCAACGUAAGCGCAUCAAGAAGCGCUACGCUUUGGCUGCGGAGAAGUUCAACCACGACCAGAAGAAUUGGAUGGCUUUCUCGCAGCAGAUUGGACUGUUACCGGAGAAAUUAACGCCCGAAUCUGUGGCUUCCUUCCUGUUACACACACCUGGUUUGAACAAGACUCUGAUUGGCGAUUAUAUCGGCGAUGGACCGAUUGAAAAGUACCCGUUUAACGCUGCAGUGAGAGACGCGUAUGUAGCCAUGUUCGAUUUCCGGUCAGCACCAUCUCUGGACGAGGCAUUGCGAAUGUUCUUGGCCAAAUUCCGUCUACCGGGUGAAGCUCAGAAGAUCGAUCGAAUGAUGGAGGCUUUCUCUAAGCAAUUCUACCUCCAAGCAGGCUCGUCGGGACCUCUGGCAGACGCCGAUGCGGCCUUUGUAUUGGCAUUUAGUAUCAUCAUGCUCAACACGGACUUACACUCGGAUCACAUCGCAAAGAAGAUGACUAUCGAGGAGUUUAUCCGCAACAAUCGAGGUAUUAACGCGGGUGAGGACCUACCGACGGAGUAUCUGACGGAUCUGUACUAUAAUAUUCUGGAAAAAGAGAUUCAGAUGCAACACGAUGUUUCAGACUUCAUGGAGGCUCCAUCCUCGACGGUCGAUCGGUAUUCGAUGCAAUGGGACGGCGUACUUAAGCGCUCAGAGAACGUGGUUGGGGCCAGUUUUACCUCGAAUACGAGCAUCCUGAAGUUGCGAGCUGGUUUGUAUGAGAAGGAUAUGUUCAACCUGAUCUCUGAGAGCACUAUCAAGAGCAUCCUGUUGGCGUUCGAGAAGACGUGCGACUUGAACAACAUGGAGCGAGCGUUGGAAGGACUGAGCAACUGCGCGAAGAUCAUGCUGUACUACGAUAUGAUCGAUGAAUUCAACAAGAUCAUGGGAGCUCUAGCGUCCUACUUCCUCACGUUCGCACACGGAAUAAUGAGCGGAGAAAAGGUGUACGUACCUCCGAGAUCGAGUAGUGUACCGACGUCAUCUCCCUUGCCGUCUCCGUCCGAACAUGGGUCAACUGAGACCAUUGGAGAGCGGAUCGUUCGUCGACAGGAUGAUGGCUCGGAAGUUGAGGUUCUAGCAGAUUCUCAGCAGUCUGGAGGUUCGAUAGACGAAGAUCUAGUGCAAGGAGCGAAGACUCGUCGGGCUCUUCUAGCGCUGAAAUUGCUGUUCCAGUUUGUGCAGAACAAGAGCGAGUGUUUCCGCAAAGGCUGGGCCAAUGUGGUGGAGUGUAUGCUCAUGUUUAACGAGCUGGAUGCCGUUCCUACGUCGUUAGUGGAGAUCGACGACUUUGUGGAUUCGCGUGGAGUUCCGUUGCCUCCGAUGCAGGGAGGAUCAGCUCAUGUACCUUCUCCGCCGAAGAUGUCGCCCGGACGCAAUCAAGGGGGAACUGGACUGUCUGGGAAGACUCGUGAGCGUUCUCGACGCCAAGCAGAGCGUCAAGCUGCUAUUCGCAGUCGCAUGAAGAGUAUGACGCAAGCGAGUCAAGGUACCGCGUAUGGAAGUCACGGACAGAGUGUCAAUAGUGGGUCUUUCUGGGACUCUUUGUCUUCCUACCUCUGGGCUGAACAGGAGAAGAUCGACGAGAGCUUCUCGUUGGUUAAUCAGAUGCUGCGUGAAGAAGUGAUGAAGCUGGGCGGUGGCAUCUUGGAGAAGGAAAACUGGCUGCGUUUGACUCGGAAAUUACAGGAGAAGUCUCUUACCAGCCUACUGGAGACGUUGAUCUCGUGUCGCGACCCGUUCAAGUGCAUCAUGCAGGCGUCCGACUCUGGAGUGGACGCUAUGAUGCAGGAGAACGCCAUCUUGGUGCUGGAACUGAGUGUGGACAUCAUCUUGGUCAACUCGCAUCGUAUCUUGCAGCUGGACUUGUGGGAUUCCUUCCACCUGUACGCUAAGCGCAUCUUAUCGACGCCACUGGGUGAACUCCACAUGCAGGGACUUGUGGAACGCGUGGUUGUGCAUAUCUUACGUGUGAGUAUUCGACUCUUCCAUGAUGAAAAAGUGCGUCCGAAGCUGAUGGCUACACUGGAGUUGUUACUGACGAUGGACAAGGAAAUGUACAAGGCGCUGAGUGACCGCCUGGCGUCGGGCAUCACGAUGCUACUGAAGGCGAAUCUCGUGUACAUGCACGACUUCCGCGACUGGGAAGUGCUCUUGGGUAUUCUAGAGAACGUGGUCGAGUAUAUCAACAGCAGAUCAGCGUGCUGGGAGAGCGUGACGGUGCUGGCUGAAGGAGGCCACUUGAAGGACGACAACUUCGCGCCGUGGAUGUCUCUGUGCUGCGGGUUUGUUCGCCAUCGAACGUCGUAUGCUGUGGAUGCUUUGAAGCUGUUGCAAGGACUGGCAAAUAGUGACAACACGUACAAGAUGAAUGGCAGUUCGUGGCUGCAAGUCAUGCAAGUGAUGCUGAAUUAUCUCAACGAUGACCGACCGCCAGUGGCCAAGACUGCGUGGGAUUGUUUGCGCAACUCGCUGCUGCUGCCCGGAGUGCCGAUCGCCAAGGACACGUGGAAAAAGUGCUUUAAUGACAUCAUCUUCGCUUUUGACGACCAAGUUAACGAUAUCACUGUGAAGAUGGCACGCGAUGCUCCGCUGUACAGUGUCACGUUGCUAUCCAAGACUUUUUUGCACAACUUGAAUGUGUUGAUGGAGUUGCCGGACUUUCCGGAGUUGUGGCUGAAGGUUCUGCGUCGAUUGGCAAAGAAACUGGUGGCGUCUAGUUCGCCCACGAUGCGAUCGCAACAGAGUAGUGUCGUGUUUGAAACGACCUUGCAGUCACUGUACAACCUGCUGCUGGUGUUGAAGGCUGAGGAUGUUCUCGAGAGGGGGAGUACUGAGGGAAGCAGCGAGACUCUGUUCGACGAGACGCGUGCAGUUAUCGACGCUGUGUGUCCACAUUUGAAGGAGCAAUUGGGUCUGUUGCCAGAGGACGUCGCCGUUGAGAUGCCUGCCACCGAUGGGAGUGAGCGUAGCGAGCAGCCCACGGCUGAGACCAUCGGCGAAGCGGGACAGGUUGGAGCUGUGGAAACUUCAGGCGAGGAGGCCGAGGGCGUUGUUGAACACCAGACAACCCACGAGGAAGAGACUGAGGCUACUGUUGAAGCUGUGACGGAGGCUGGUGCUACGAAGGACGAAGAGAUUGCUGCGGAUGAGGAGACGUUGGCGAGGCUGAUGCCUGAAGUGGAGGGUCAAGUUGAAGUUGCACCUGUAGACGAACCGAUGAGUCAUCACGAAUCCAUUCACGAGGAGAGUGUUGUGUCCACUUCUAGUGGUCCUCCGACGUCCACUACGACCCUGGAGACUGUCAUUAUUGGCGACGGCACGUUCGGGAUCAAAGUGGAUGAAGUUAUCGUGGACGAGAUCACUGAGGCUGUUUAAAGUUGCAUAAUGUGUCCAAAACACCACUUUCUAGAGAAUAAAGUUGCAUUUUGUGUGUCAUACAACAUAUUUUUGAUCUAGG